Messenger RNA from Pogonomyrmex barbatus (red harvester ant), 2025 nucleotides. RefSeq names its product Vesicular monoamine transporter (gene Vmat). Gene Ontology annotation, molecular function: serotonin:sodium:chloride symporter activity. NCBI's taxonomy places the organism in Eukaryota, Metazoa, Arthropoda, Insecta, Hymenoptera, Formicidae. The record is from RefSeq and is a predicted model, not a curated record. Gene Ontology annotation, biological process: aminergic neurotransmitter loading into synaptic vesicle; transmembrane transport. Gene Ontology annotation, cellular component: synaptic vesicle membrane; terminal bouton.
UGGAUCUUUUCGAGGAUCAAGAAGAGGACGUCGAAGAAGCACAGGAGACGCAGACGGUGGUGAGCAGAGAGAGCGACGGCUUCGGGCCGGCACGAGCGAGGUGAGAUGCGCCCUUAUCGCCCUUAUCGCUCUCAAUCGUCCGUGCAAUAUCUAUCGGGGUGCACCGACACUCCUCGCCAGCCGGGUCGCCGCGGCUUCGACGGCUAGCAACGAUAGCGGCGAUACAGGAGCGGAGAACGCUCGUUCCGGCAGAACCGACCGAUCUCAAACAUCAGAAGAAGGACAAAAUUUAAGAAUGGGAGGUGGAGAUUGGAGUGGUUGGUUGCAGCGAUGCCGGCAAUCCCGGAGACUCGUUCUUGUCAUUGUCGCCAUCGCACUGCUGCUGGAUAACAUGUUGCUGACGACCGUAGUUCCAAUAAUACCGGAAUUUCUCUACGACAUCAAGCAUCCAAAUGCAACGUUAAGUGAUCAUUUGGAAGGAAGCGCAUCUCGGCAAACUACGAUCGUCACUACAUCCCCAACGACAACAACAACGCCAAAAUGUUCCUGCGCUCCAAACGCAUCGGUUGCAUCUUCAUUGGAAUUUCUACACGUUACCACCCCUUCUAUGAAUCUAUCGGAAGUUACUGCAACCAACCUCACAUUGUUGGACACGAAGGAAAAGGAACAGAGACAUCGGGAAUUACUGGAAGAGACUGUGGCAGUGGGAAUGAUGUUCGCUUCCAAGGCUUUUGUUCAAUUGUUAGCUAACCCAAUAGUGGGUCCAUUGACCCACAAGAUCGGAUAUAGCAUACCUAUGUUUACUGGAUUCAUUAUUAUGUUCCUCUCCACGCUGAUUUUUGCCUUCGGACGAAGUUAUGGUAUACUUUUUCUAGCGCGAGCUCUUCAGGGUGUUGGUUCGUCGUGUUCUAGUGUUUCCGGUAUGGGUAUGCUAGCGGAGAGAUAUCAAGACGACAAGGAACGCGGUAAUGCAAUGGGCAUCGCUUUAGGUGGACUGGCUCUUGGUGUCCUUAUCGGCCCACCUUUCGGCGGAGUAAUGUACGAAUUUGUAGGAAAAUCUGCCCCGUUUUUAGUCCUUUCCGCAUUAGCCCUUGGCGAUGGACUAUUACAGCUUUUGAUGCUCCAACCAUCGGUCGUGUAUACGGAAGCGGAACCACCAUCGUUGAAAUCCCUCAUCACCGAUCCCUAUAUCGUUUUAGCGGCUGGCGCGAUAACAUUCGCAAAUAUGGGUAUCGCUAUGCUGGAACCAAGUCUGCCGAUUUGGAUGAUGGACACAAUGGGCGCGAGUCGCUGGAAACAGGGGGCCACGUUUUUACCAGCGAGCAUCAGUUAUUUAAUUGGAACAAAUCUUUUUGGACCGCUUGGACACAAAAUGGGCAGAUGGUUAGCUUCUCUGAUAGGACUCGUCGUUAUUGGCAUCUGCUUGAUGUGCAUUCCGCUAGCGAGAAGUAUCGAUCACUUGAUCGUACCAAAUGCGGGGCUGGGUUUCGCGAUUGGGAUGGUGGAUAGUUCGAUGAUGCCCGAAUUAGGAUAUCUAGUCGACAUAAGACACACCGCUGUUUAUGGAAGUGUUUACGCCAUCGGUGACGUAGCGUUUUGUCUCGGCUUUGCAAUAGGUCCGGCGUUGAGUGGAACUUUGGUCAACAGUAUUGGUUUUGAAUGGAUGCUUUUCGGCAUAGCUAUGUUAAAUUUCAUUUACGCACCUCUCAUGUAUUUCUUAAGGGCACCACCCACCAAGGAGGAGAAAAAGUCAUUAAUAAUUGGUGAGAAAUCAUCUGUGCGUUAUGUCACUUAUCAGAAUGAGGAAGAGGACCAGUAAAACGAUAAUUCUAACAAGUAUUCUCUAAUAAGUAUUCUCUACAAUCAGUUUCAUUCUUGUAAAAAGUAAAAAAUGGAGAUUAAUUCUACAUUAUCUAUUGGUAUAUAUGUUAUCGCGUAUUACUGAUUUUUACGUAUAUCUUAAUUAUCGUGAUAAUUCUUAUCAACUAAGGGAAGACAAUAAUAUAUUUUUCCUCCUUCUUCUAU